AUGCUUAAUAUUCUCGUUUUAGGAAACGGUGCAAGAGAACAUGCUCUUGUCACCAAGUUAGCUCAGUCACCCACCGUGGCCAAGAUCUACGUCGCUCCAGGUAAUGGAGGGACUGCUACCAUGGACCGCUCGCGCGUAGUGAACUGGGACGUUACCCCAGACGUUGAAAACUUUUCUCGUUUGCAGUCGAUGGCUGUGGAGCACAAGAUCAAUUUGGUUAUCCCAGGCCCAGAGUUGCCUCUGGUCAACGGUAUCACCACCGUGUUCCAUAACGUCGGUAUCCCUGUGUUUGGGCCUUCCGCAAAAGCUGCUCAGUUAGAGGCCUCCAAGGCGUUCUCCAAGAGAUUCAUGUCUAAGCAUAGCAUUCCUACCGCAUCUUAUGAUGUCUUCACCAAGCCAGAGGAGGCCAUUUCGUUCUUGAAAGCGCACCCUGACAGAGCCUUUGUCAUCAAAGCUGACGGGAUUGCUGCAGGCAAGGGUGUCAUCAUCCCCUCCAAUAUCGACGAGUCCAUCCAGGCCAUCAACGACAUCAUGGUCAGCAAACAGUUCGGUGAAGACGCCGGCAAACAGGUUGUUAUCGAGCAAUUCUUGGAAGGUGACGAAAUCUCCUUGCUCACAAUUGUUGAUGGGUACUCCCAUUUCAACUUGCCCGUAGCUCAGGACCACAAGAGGAUCUUCGACGGCGACCAAGGUCUAAAUACCGGUGGAAUGGGUGCUUAUGCCCCCGCUCCUGUUGCUACACCAUCUCUUUUGAAGACCAUAGAUUCCCAGAUCGUAAAGCCUACGAUCGAUGGGAUGAGACGUGACGGUAUGCCCUUUGUCGGUGUGCUGUUCACCGGGAUGAUUCUGGUGAAGGACACCAAGACCAACCAAGUCGUACCCGAAGUGUUAGAAUAUAACGUUAGAUUCGGUGACCCAGAGACACAGGCGGUUUUGAGCUUGCUCGAUGACCAAACCGAUUUGGCUCAAGUCCUCUUGGCUGCCGCUGAGCACCGUUUGGAUUCCGUCAACAUCGGUAUUGACAGCACAAGAUCCGCCGUGACUGUUGUAGUGGCUGCCGGAGGGUACCCAGAGUCAUACGCCAAAGGCCACAAGAUUACUUUGGACACUGAUAAGUUGCCAUCUCACACACAAAUUUUCCAAGCAGGUACCAAGUACGAUGCCGCCACUGAUUCUCUAUUGACCAACGGUGGUAGAGUUCUCUCAGUGACUUCUACCGCCCAGGAUUUGAAAACCGCGGUAAACACAGUAUACGAAGCCAUCAAAUGCGUUCACUUCCAAGACGCCUACUACAGAAAAGACAUAGCAUACCGCGCAUUCCAAAAUCCGGAAUCUUCAAAGGUUGCCAUCACAUAUGCAGACUCCGGUGUCUCUGUCGAUAACGGUAAUAACCUUGUGCAGUCUAUCAAAAACAUGGUCAGGUCCACUAGAAGACCAGGUGCCGAUUCAGAUAUCGGUGGAUUUGGUGGUCUUUUCGACUUGGCUCAAGCCGGUUUCCGUCAAAACGAAGAAACCCUACUAGUGGGUGCCACUGAUGGUGUCGGUACCAAAUUGAUCAUUGCCCAAGAAACCGGCAUUCACAAUACCGUUGGUAUCGAUCUGGUGGCUAUGAAUGUCAAUGAUUUGGUAGUCCAAGGUGCCGAACCUCUGUUCUUCCUAGAUUAUUUUGCCACUGGUGCCCUUGACAUCCAAAUCGCAUGCGAUUUCGUGUCUGGUGUCGCCAAUGGGUGUAUUCAAAGUGGAUGUGCUCUUGUGGGUGGUGAAACUUCUGAAAUGCCCGGUAUGUAUCCACCUGGUCAUUACGACACUAACGGUACUGCUGUCGGUGCCGUAUGCAGACAAGAUAUCCUACCUAAGAUAAAUGAAAUGUCCUCAGGCGAUGUUCUUUUGGGUCUUGCCUCCAGUGGUGUUCACUCCAAUGGUUUCUCCUUGGUCAGAAAAAUUAUCCAACACGUCGCAUUACCAUGGGAUGCUCCAUGUCCUUGGGAUGAAUCGAAAACAUUGGGUGAAGGUAUCCUUGAACCAACAAAAAUUUACGUUAAGCAAUUGUUGCCAUCAAUCAGACAAAGACUGUUACUAGGUUUGGCUCACAUCACAGGUGGUGGUCUAGUGGAGAAUAUCCCAAGAGCAAUCCCAGAUCAUCUACAAGCCCGCGUGGACAUGUCCACCUGGGAAGUACCCCGUGUCUUUAAAUGGUUCGGCCAAGCAGGUAAUGUUCCACACGACGACAUCCUAAGAACUUUCAACAUGGGUGUCGGUAUGGUCUUGAUCGUCAAGAAGGAAAACGUCAAGGCUGUCUGUGAUUCAUUAACCGAAGAAGGCGAAACCGUUUGGGAACUUGGUUCUUUGCAAGAAAAACCAAAGAAUGGUCCCGGCUGUGUAAUUGAAAACGGAACCAACCUUUACUAA
Molecule: messenger RNA, 2409 nt
Organism: Saccharomyces eubayanus
Lineage: Eukaryota; Fungi; Ascomycota; Saccharomycetes; Saccharomycetales; Saccharomycetaceae
Gene: ADE57
Product: bifunctional aminoimidazole ribotide synthase/glycinamide ribotide synthase
Exons: 1
Coding region: 1-2409 (802 amino acids)
Biological process (GO): adenine biosynthetic process; 'de novo' IMP biosynthetic process
Cellular component (GO): cytosol
Molecular function (GO): metal ion binding; phosphoribosylamine-glycine ligase activity; phosphoribosylformylglycinamidine cyclo-ligase activity
Source: RefSeq, a predicted model, not a curated record